GGCUCCAGUAGUAACCGAGCCGCCGCGACGAGACGAGGAACGCAGCGGCGGCGUCCCACACCGGAGCGUAUCGUCUGUUCCUCUUUUUCCCUUCGUCGCCGCCGCGUCCACCGACGAUCGCAAAACGACGAGCGCGCAGGCCUCGAGGAAUUUUGCAUCCCGGGUGCAGUGAAGUUUCUGUGAACACCGUGCUCGGAUAUACCAGUUGCUGUUUCACCGAAUCGAAAAGGAAUUAGUCGGACGAAUUAGCCAUCGUCGGGCGUAAGUCGGAUCCUGGAGGUCCGUUUGAAACGGUUGCAGGGACGCGUUCUCCGAAAGCAGAAGUGAAAGUACACCAGCGCAGAAGAUCGCGUUUAUCUCGAUGAUCAGAGCACGUGCUGGUGUCCAGUAAUAGUCUCAGAUGUGAACAGGAUCGAUCGGGCAUCGAGAUGAGGCUCGCAUUAAGUGUCGUUUGUUCGCUCCUGUUGAUCCUCCCGUCGUCCUUCGCGGACGAGCGCCAGGACGACGUGGGAUGUCCGCACUUGUGCAUGUGCUUCGGGACUACCGUCAGAUGCAUGUUUCAGAAGUUGGAUCGUGUGCCACGGGUGCCGACCAACACCACGGUCCUAGAUUUACGGUUCAACAACAUAGCAGACAUCCGACCGGGAUCGUUCCAUGGCCUGAACGAUUUGCAAACACUUCUGUUGAACGACAACCAGAUCAGAUAUCUUCUACCAAGAGUUUUCGAGAGCACGCCUAACUUGAGAAUCCUCUAUUUGUACAAGAACCGGUUAAAACGAAUCGCACCCGGCGCCUUUUCCGGGCUGCCGCAUUUAAAGCAAUUAUACCUGCACUACAACCACCUGAAGGAGAUCAAAAAAGGUACGUUCAACGAUCUACCGUCGCUGGAGAGGCUGUUCCUGCACAGCAACCAGCUGCAUCAUCUACCAGCGGACGCGUUCCAAAACGUCGGCCCGAUGACGCGUCUACGGUUGGACAGCAAUGCCCUCGUCUGCGACUGCAAUUUGGUCUGGCUGGUGCAGAGGCUUCAGAGCAGACCGUCCGAAAUGGCUGCGAUUUGCCAAGCACCGGACGAGAUGAAAGGAAGGUCGUUGACGACCAUGUCGCCGGACGAGUUUCAUUGCACGAAGCCGCAGAUAAUGAACGGGCCGCAGGAUGUCGAGGUGCAUUUGGGCGGUACCAUCACGUUCACUUGCGAGGUGAUCGGCGAUCCGUUACCGGAAGUCAAAUGGAUGCGAGAUUCCAACGAGGUUCCCAUCGACGGCGCCCGUUACGUGAUGCAAAACGACGGGACGUUGAUAAUAUCGGACGCGACUGAAGAAGACGUCGGCGAAUACGAAUGCUUGGCUCACAGUGAAAUGGGCUCGACGAAAUCGAGAAAAGCGCGAGCUCUGAUCACAGCGUUCCCACCGUUGCAAUUUAUCCAGUUGCCCGAAUCGCAGACGGUCAGAGUCGGCUCGAACGUCUCCCUCGCUUGCAAAGUAGACGGACGUCCACCACCGAGCGUCCAAUGGGCGAGAAAUGGUCAACCGUUGAACGCGAAUAGUCGAAUCUCUCUGGAGAACGACGGGACUCUGCUGAGGAUCUUUUCAGCCAGAGAAUCAGACACCGCGAGAUACGUUUGCCAAGCGAGGAACGCUAAUGGAUUCGCAGAAACGAGCGCGGAUUUGAACGUGGUCGACGAGUUUUAUAGUCCUCCGCGUUUGACGUACGAACCACAGGACAUGGAAGCAGAGCCUGGGACCAUUAUCGAAGUCCCCUGCAGGGUGGAAGGUCAUCCGAAACCUGUGAUACAGUGGAAGAAGGACGGGACUGCCGUGGAAGGGAACAGAGUUCGAAUCUCCAGAGGAGGAAGCUUGUACCUUUACAACGUCACAACCGCAGACACUGGAAGAUACGAAUGUUCUGCGGUGAACCAAUAUGGUCGCGCAACGGCCCAGGCGUUGAUUCGCGUUCGCCAGCCGGGCGCCACAGACGUUCUCGUGAUAAGAGCAUUUAAAGAUGCCAAGGAGGAGAUCGAUCGAGCCAUAAAUAACACCCUGAUGAGUCUCUUCAGUGGUGACAGGUCCGCGCGAGCGAAUCCAUUUAGGCUCGCACGUUUCCCGGACGCGGUGGGCCGCGCGGCCGCCAGACCAGCUGAGAUCUUCGAAAGGACGCUCGUCAAUGUACGACGGAUGGUGAACGCCGGUAUGAAGGCGAACGCCACCGACGAGUUCCGAUAUGAAGAAAUUCUGAGCGCCGAACAGGUGAGAGAGAUUGAGAGAUUGUCGGGGUGCACUGGGCACAGGCACCGACGGAAUUGCACUAACAUGUGCUACCACAACAAAUACCGUAGCGUUGACGGCAGCUGCAACAACCUGCGUCAUCCAACCUGGGGUUCCUCUUACACCGGUUUCCGCAGGAAUCUGCACCCGAUCUACGAGAACGGGUUCUCGUCCCCGGUCGGCUGGGAGAGAGGACGCCGUUACUACGGAUUCCCGAAACCGUCCGCACGUUUGAUCUCCACGACUUUGAUAGCUACUCAUAACAUAACUUCCGACUCGAGGAUCACGCACAUGGUGAUGCAAUGGGGUCAGUUCCUCGACCACGACCUGGACCACGCUCUCCCGGCGGUCUCCAGCGAGUCCUGGGACGGAAUAGAUUGUAAAAAGGUCUGUGAGAACGCUGCGCCCUGUUUCCCGAUGGACGUACCGCCUGGUGACCCUAGAGUCACGAACAGAAGAUGCAUCGAUUUCAUCAGGACCAGCGCGGUUUGCGGUUCCGGUGCGACCAGCGUUCUUUGGGGUAACGUCACCCCCCGGGAGCAAUUGAACCAGUUGACCAGCUACCUGGAUGCAUCUCAAGUGUACGGGUACGACGACGCUUUGGCCAGAGACCUGCGCGAUUUCUCCACCGAUCACGGCCUCCUACGAGAGGGACCAACGAUCCCUGGUCAUAAACCUCUCCUCCCGUACGCUUCCGGCCAGUUCGUAGAUUGCAGAAGGAAUCCUCUGGAGAGUUCCAUUAAUUGCUUCGUAGCUGGAGACAUCAGGGCGAACGAACAGGUCGGUCUUCUAGCGAUGCAUACGAUAUGGCUGCGAGAACAUAAUCGCAUAGCUCGCAGCCUGCGCGAAAUGAAUCCGCAUUGGAACGGGGAGAAGUUGUACCAAGAGUCGAGGAAGAUCGUCGGUGCCGAGAUGCAGCACAUCACUUAUCAACACUGGAUACCUCACGUGUUCGACGGUACCGCUGAAGAACUUCUCGGCUCGUAUCGAGGCUACGACCCCAACGUAGACGCCAGUAUUUCCAAUGUGUUCGCCACUGCCGCUCUCCGAUUCGGACACACGUUGAUCCAACCGCGGUUAGAUCGUCUAAACGAGUCCUUCGAAUCGAUACCUCAAGGUCCUCUCAAACUGAGAGACGCCUUUUUCGCACCUUGGAGAUUGGUGGAAGAGGGCGGCGUGGAUCCUCUGAUACGAGGAAUGUUUGCGACCGCGGCAAAACUGAAACUCCCAGAGCAGAAUUUGAACACGGAAUUAACGGAACAGUUGUUCCGCACGGCUCACGCGGUCGCCUUGGACUUGGCCGCGAUGAACAUUCAGCGUGGCAGAGAUCACGCUCUGCCGGGUUACUUGGAAUGGCGCCGAUUUUGUAACAUGUCCCACGUCGAGACGUUCGAGGAUCUAGCUGGUGAAAUUCGUAGCGCGAAAGUCAGACAAAAGUUGAGGGAACUUUAUGGUCAUCCUGGGAACGUGGACGUUUGGGUCGGCGGAGUGCUAGAGGAUCAAUUGCCUAACGCGAAAGUCGGCCCGCUGUUCAAAUGCCUGUUGCUGGAACAGUUCAAGCGUACCAGAAACGGCGACAGAUUUUGGUACGAGAGUCCGACUGUGUUCAAACCAGAACAACUGACGCAAAUAAAGCAAACGAGUUUAGCCAGGAUUCUGUGCGACAAUGGCGAUAACAUUAACAGAAUUCAACCGAACGUGUUUCUCCUGCCGGAGGGCGAUAACAAAUUUGUCAGCUGCGAGGAGCUCCCGUAUAUAGAUUUAAGAGUUUGGUCCGAUUGCUGCGACGGAUGCGAGGAUCAGAGCAACACGAUUUCUAGAUUCAGACGUAGCGCCGCUAAGUACUCCCCGGCACUCAAUAAUCCCCCCUUAAAAGAUCUGAGUACGCAGAAUCAGAGCGAGAGAAUCGCGUAUUUAGAGCGAACGAUCGAAGAGACGGAGCAAGAAUCUAGGAGAGUCAGAGAUCUCGCCGAAUCUUUGUCCGGCAGAGUGGAACAACUGAAGUCGCUUUUAGAAGAUCUGAAGAGGUCGAAGUAAAGAGGUGCCAUUCUUCCAACGCGUGUUCAUUUUUAUUCAUUCGGAAAACAUUGACUCUGCACGAUUAUCGUUGUACAUACACAGAUCAUAGAAGCUGUCGCGUUAGUUAGUUGGUCGGAGUGUCGUCACUGUCGUCGUCGGACCCGUCAGUCUUCUGCUGGACGCGACGCGCGACGCGUCGUUUAAGCGUUUUCUAUUAUUUCUAGUCUCACGUCUGAUAAUAAUGGUACUAAAAAGAGCUUAAAUGAUAUUUAUAGAAGCAAUGAUAGAGCUUAUUCUCCUGUUGCGACUUUUUAUCUUCGGCUAGGAAAAACUAUAUAUAAAAAUUGCUUUGUUAGGUUACACAGUAGAUUACAGAAGGCGUCUCGUAUUCAAUAUGUCUGAACGAUCAACGAUCGUAGUUUCCUUUUUCUAAUCGUUUCCUCUACGCUGUAACUCUCUUCUUUGUGAGCAACCCAAGGAUCCACAUAUCACUUCGCUCGUUAUUCUCUCAUAUCGUAUUUGUUAGGUGUUAGCGUUAUUAGAUAACUUCGUUAAUAAAGUUUUGCGUUUAUCACAUGUUUUUAAGCAAAGAAGAAACCGUAAAUGCAUGCGAAUCACUGCUAUGUUCAAUUAACAAUCGUAAUUUUAAUGAUUCUGUGCCAUGUGUUCAUUUUAUAUAAUCGACGGGAACAUUAUAUUGGUAGACUGCAGAUUUGUGUGCAAAUUAAAAUAUUUUCAAUGCCAAUA
Ceratina calcarata is the source of this 5030-nucleotide messenger RNA. It is a transcript of the gene Pxn, whose product is annotated as Peroxidasin. Gene Ontology annotation, molecular function: heme binding; protein binding; peroxidase activity. Bases 429 to 4301 code for a protein of 1290 amino acids. The transcript is spliced from 6 exons. Gene Ontology annotation, biological process: response to oxidative stress. The record is from RefSeq and is a predicted model, not a curated record. NCBI's taxonomy places the organism in Eukaryota, Metazoa, Arthropoda, Insecta, Hymenoptera, Apidae.